CUAUUUGCCACCCACUGGUGAAGAUAUAAGACAAUCGCGUGUUCAACGCUUGACUGCAAAGCUAUUCUCCCUCUCUCUCUCUCUCUCUCUCUCUCUCUGAUAUUCUUCGUUCAACUUUCAAUCGAUUAUCGUGUGUUUUCUGCUACAUCAAUCGCUUCAGGGUUUCACAAAAAAAGUGUCAUUUUGGGUAAUUGAUUGUUGAAGAACAUGUUUGCGGCUUCUUGCCUCGCAUCGUGCUGCGCGGCAUGCGCGUGCGAUGCUUGCCGGACGGUGGUCUCGGGGAUUAGCCGGCGGUCCGCUCGGAUUGCGUAUUGCGGUCUCUUUGCACUUUCUCUGAUCGUAUCGUGGAUUCUUAGGGAGGUUGCUGCACCUCUGAUGGAGAAGAUUCCCUGGAUUAAUCAUUUUAGCCAAACACCAGAUAGGGAGUGGUUUGAAACAGAUGCAGUGCUGCGGGUUAGCUUGGGGAACUUCCUAUUUUUCACUAUCCUAGCUCUUCUAAUGGUUGGUGUGAAAAGCCAGAAGGAUCCUCGUGAUGGUUUGCAUCAUGGUGGAUGGAUGAUGAAAAUUAUUUGCUGGUGCCUUUUAGUAAUAUUUAUGUUUUUCCUACCAAAUGAGAUUAUCAGCUUCUACGAGACAUCAUCAAAGUUCGGCUCAGGAAUGUUUCUUCUUGUUCAAGUUGUGCUUUUGUUGGAUUUUGUUCAUGGAUGGAAUGACAAAUGGGUUAAAUACGAUGAACAAUUCUGGUACAUUGCUCUGUUUGUUGUUUCACUUGUUUGUUAUAUAGCAACAUUUUGCUUUUCUGGAGUUCUCUUCUACUUGUUUACCCCAUCUGGGCAGGACUGUGGGCUGAACACCUUCUUCAUUGUUAUGACUCUGCUUUUGGUGGUUGUUUUUUCCAUUAUCACAUUGCACCCUGUAGUAAGUGGCAGCAUUUUGCCAGCUUCAGUUAUAUCUUUGUACUGCGUGUACCUCACCUACUCUGGACUUGCCAGUGAACCAAGGGAGUAUGAGUGCAAUGGACUUCACAAUCAUUCUAAAGCUGUUUCCACUGGCACACUCACUGUCGGACUGCUUACAACUGUUCUAUCAGUUGUCUACUCUGCUGUCCGUGCUGGUUCUUCUACUACCUUACUUUCACCACCAAGUUCACCUCGUGCUGGGAAGCCUUUACUUCCCUUGGACAAGGCAGACGAGGUGGAAGAGAAAGAAAGGGCUAAGCCCGUCUCAUAUUCAUAUGCAUUCUUCCACAUCAUCUUCUCCCUUGCUAGCAUGUACUCUGCAAUGCUUCUCACAGGGUGGUCAACCUCUGUGGGAGCGAAUGGGCGGUUGGUUGAUGUGGGGUGGCCGUCUGUCUGGGUCCGAAUCAUUACGGGAUGGGCUACCGCAGGUUUGUUCAUCUGGUCCCUCGUUGCGCCUCAUCUUUUCCCAGAUAGGGAGUUCUGAAAAAUGCUUAAGCGGCCAUUCUAGAAACUUCUAAAUAUGCCUACGGGAUUAAAGUACGCUUGUAUAUUUUGUGCUGAAAUUUCUAGACAGUUGGAUCUUGGUGUGUUAUGUAUGAUGGUUACUUCGCGUGUGUGAAAAGUUCUCAAGACCAAUUUCAUGUCAAAAUAAAAACAAGCCAGUUAGCCCACUUUGUUUUUCCUUUUACUUGUCUUUACCCUGAUAUGGUAAUGGGAUUUCUUAUGCUUCAUUGAUGCUUGGUGGAAAAUUCAAGAUUGUUGAUGUUUUUAACAGAAUAAAA
Camellia sinensis is the source of this 1741-nucleotide messenger RNA. Its product is annotated as Serinc-domain containing serine and sphingolipid biosynthesis protein. Gene Ontology annotation, cellular component: membrane. NCBI's taxonomy places the organism in Eukaryota, Viridiplantae, Streptophyta, Magnoliopsida, Ericales, Theaceae. The record is from RefSeq and is a predicted model, not a curated record.